This is a messenger RNA of Danio rerio (zebrafish), 1488 nucleotides long. The record is from RefSeq and is a predicted model, not a curated record. NCBI's taxonomy places the organism in Eukaryota, Metazoa, Chordata, Actinopteri, Cypriniformes, Danionidae.
UGUUGUAACGGCACGGCACUCGUUUUGUUUCGGGCAGAGCGCCUGUCAGCUGUUGAGCUACUGUAUAAUGACAGAUAAAAUGUUUGCUGAUGGGCAGUUGCUAAUGAAAGUUGCAUGUUUGUCAUAAGGGACGUUUCGUCUGUGUUAAAUUCCCUCGAACUCGUCUUUUGAGGACUUUUAAGAAGCGAGUUCAUCAUGAAUGUAAGUAGAACUCGAUGUACUUUGAAGGUUCCAGUAAUGUCACGCUGUUGUUUAAUUUCUGGAACGUGCAUGGACCUGCAGGGAUGGUGCUGUCAGUGUUUGUAGUUCUGCUACUCACAGUGGUGUACGAGCUUCUGAAAGUGUGGAAAAUCACCGUUGGGAAACAGAAGUCGUCCCCCAACACAAGUCCCUCCACUGCAAUGUCAUUCUCUCAAAAUAAGCAGUCCUGUUUUGCCACUGUCAUCAAGUGUCAGGAGGGAAGCAGUUCUCUGGCCAACAGCCCUUCUGAGGUCUCAUUAACUCCCACUGAGAACACAGACAACGCUGCUGACUCCAGUACAGCUGCUAAGAGGAGGAGGUGGAUCCUGCACUGCCUCCAGACCGCAAUCCACAUCGUCCAGGUCACCCUGGGCUACAUGCUGAUGCUCUGCGUCAUGUCCUACAACAUCUGGAUCUUCCUGGGCGUCAUCACGGGCUCCGUCUUGGGAUACUUUGUGGCUUUUCCUCUCCUGAAUCACACUUGAGAAGAAUUAAAACAGCCGGAAAAUGUUAAUCUCCAAACACUGAGGACUCAAGAGCAACAAGAAAGGUUUUAGAUUUUUGCCAUGCCAGGUUUGUGAGCUCAUGAUAUUGAGAUACGACAUCUAAACGUUGUUUUUAAAGAUGAUGCUCUUAUUAUUUGAAAUCUGACAAUAACCAGUUGUACAAUUGGUUGAAAAGACUUUAAAUGUAUUUGAAAGCUCAUUGUGAACACAUUAUCUUACAUUAAGAUUGGUGUUGAACGUGAUUUUAAAUUUGAGGUCACAUUGAACACGUAAAAACAGUUUUAGAUUUUGUGAUAUAAGUAACAAGCUAACUUUUCAGAUACUCAAAUGAAUGUUUAGCUGCUGGCUGUUAUUUUGGGAAAUUGCAUUGCAUCACGUUUGAUAUUAGUGUCGCAGUAAACUUCUUACAUGACUUAACAGCAGGCGUACGCUUGUCAUGCUGGAAAUGACUGCCGAAUGUGGAACAAAAGCAUUGGUUUAGAAGAGAAAUGCAAAUCAUGUGGCCUUAGUUAAUGUUCAGCAGGAACACAGAGACACUGAAACUAAUUGACUGACCGAGAGAAGAAACUGGAGACCUGCAAUUCUCACCACAAGCAUUUAAAUGUGCUAGUCAUAAAAAUCACACACACACACACACGCACGCACGCACGCACACACACAGGUGUUUUUUGUUGGUUUGGUCUCUACUGCAAGUGGUCAUCAUUUUAAAAUGGUUUUAUCAAAUUAAAUGAUCUGGUCUAAA